GGUACGGAGAGGCCGGGUUCCGGCGUGCAGCGCGGCUGUAUUUCCGGUUCCGCUCGUGGUUUCCCUGAGGCGCCCCGUGCCCAGCGCUCUCAUUGUACGCUCCCGCCAUGGCGUACCGCGGCCAGGGCCAGAAGGUGCAGAAGGUGAUGGUGCAGCCCAUCAACCUCAUCUUCAGAUAUCUUCAAAACCGGUCCCGAAUUCAGGUUUGGCUAUAUGAACAAGUAAAUAUGCGAAUAGAGGGCUGCAUAAUUGGUUUUGAUGAGUAUAUGAAUCUUGUAUUGGAUGAUGCAGAGGAGAUUCACUCUAAAACAAAGUCAAGAAAACAACUUGGUAAGAGCAUACCUAGACUUACUGAAUUUCAGAUAAUGUAA
This is a messenger RNA of Gracilinanus agilis (Agile Gracile Mouse Opossum), 371 nucleotides long. It is a transcript of the gene SNRPE, whose product is annotated as small nuclear ribonucleoprotein polypeptide E. The coding region runs from base 108 to 371 and encodes 87 amino acids. Gene Ontology annotation, molecular function: RNA binding. Gene Ontology annotation, cellular component: U5 snRNP; U1 snRNP; U4/U6 x U5 tri-snRNP complex. The transcript has 4 exons. The record is from RefSeq and is a predicted model, not a curated record. Gene Ontology annotation, biological process: spliceosomal snRNP assembly; mRNA splicing, via spliceosome. Lineage: Eukaryota; Metazoa; Chordata; Mammalia; Didelphimorphia; Didelphidae.